AAACUUUCUGUCAAAAAAAGACAUAAUUAAAAUUGCACUAUAAAAUGGAAUUAAACAAAUAUUAAAUCAACUAAUUAGCUAAUGAAUAAACUAAUUAAAUGAUUAAUUCACUAUGACCAGCACAGCCAAAAGAUCCUAUUCCCCCACAAUCGACGACAUCCGUCAGUUCAACAUCAAAAGACAGCGAAUCCUCAACGAUUUCGAAGGUCUUUCACUAUCAUCAGCAUCAGCAUCACCAGCAUCAAAACCAAAACCAUCAUCUUCAAAACAUAAAGAAUACAUCCCAGACAUCGAGGAGUUCCUAAUAAAUAACCAGGAUGACCAAGAUAUCCUAGAAUCAUCGAAACAUAUCGAUAUAGAUAAUCAGGAUAGUGCUCAUUGGAUAAUACCAAAUUCAAUAAUCAGUAUACCUGGUGUUGACUCAAAACAAGUUGAAUUUAGUUAUGAUCGGUUAAAGAGUCGUAAGUUGUUUGAGAAUAGGUAUAAUAUAAAGAAUCAUGAUCAGUAUAUCACGAAUGAUGAGAUUUUAUAUGAUUAUGAGAUAUUGAGGUAUUGGAGUUUGAUGAAAUAUAUAAAGUCUCCAUCGUUAUACAUUUAUGAACAUUGGAAACAUUGGUAUUUUAAUGAUUGUGUGACCCAUUUGAAACACGAUGAUAGGAUUGAAAUGUUGCCUGAUGAUUAUUCUGGUGAGAUUGACCUGACUAAUGAAAUCCAAGAUUAUGAUAAUGAUUUAAUGAUUGAUGAUGAUGAUCAAAAUAGUACAAGUUAUAAUGCAAACCCAUCACUCACGGAUGAAAUGGAUAUAGAUUAA
Molecule: messenger RNA, 811 nt
Organism: Hansenula anomala
Lineage: Eukaryota; Fungi; Ascomycota; Saccharomycetes; Phaffomycetales; Wickerhamomycetaceae
Exons: 1
Coding region: 113-811 (232 amino acids)
Source: RefSeq, a predicted model, not a curated record